CCUCUGUCUCAUCCCUCUUCUUUCUUCGUAACCUCACUCAAAUAAAUAAAUAUACAACAUGACGGACCUUCUAGACUCGAUGUUAGAUCUUAUGCGUCGGCUUCCACCAACGAACGUCGAAGAGAACGUCGCAGCACUCGUCAAUAUCUGUCCAGAAUACGCUGAUGACCUCCUAGGCUCCGUUGACCAGCCUUUACGCCUUAUGAUCGAUCGAGCCACUGGGAGAGAGUAUCUUGCGUGUGAUUAUAAUCGCGAUGGGGAGAGUUAUCGAUCACCUUGGUCAAACGAGUACGACCCGCCUUUAGACGAUGGCACGACGCCGUCUCCGCGACUGCGGAAGCUAGAGAUCGCAGCGAACGAAGCGUUUGACACUUAUCGUGAAAUGUACUUUGAAGGUGGUGUGUCCUCUGUCUACCUGUGGGAUCUUGACGACGGUGGGUUCGCCGGUGUCGUCGUAUUAAAGAAAGUCCUCCAACCAAGCUCUCCCUCUGCACCCUCCGGUGCAUGGGACUCGAUCCACGUCUUCGAAGCCUCCGAACGCGGACGAAACGCACAUUAUAAACUCACCAGCACUAUCAUGCUUCAUCUCGUUUCGCAGAGUCAUUCCAAUUCCAAUUCGGAUGAGAAUGGAAACGGGAAUGGGAAGGAUAGUUCUAGUGAAGGCACGAUCACGUUGAGCGGGAGUAUGACGAGGCAGAUCGAGCAAGACCACCCCCUAACCGAUGCAUCUUCACACAUCUCCAACACGGGUCGGAUGGUGGAGGACCAAGAGCUCAAAAUGCGGAACCUUCUGCAGGACGUGUAUUUUGGAAAGAUGCGAGACGUGGUGGCGGAGUUGAGGAGUGUAGAGAGCUUAGAGAAGGCAAGGAGGCAGAGGGAAUUGCAGAAGGAGCUUGUGGGGCUGAUGGGGAAGAAUAAGUAAGUAGUUUGAAGGGGAAGGAGUGAAACGGAAGGAAGACGUGGGUGACGGACGAAAGAGGUAGGCAUCCACACUACAGUACAGCACAGGGAUGAAAUGUAUCAAAGGUGUAUGUGUAUUACCGAGAAGAUUUCUUCUUCCCCCUUUCUUCUAGAUUACUCAUCCGACUCAUCCGAAUUUCCCGGCUCAAUGCACCAACUUGAAGCACAAGCACACCUUUGAACCAUUCACUUCGGAAGUUGCGCAGACACUUGAUCCUCCAGUGUCGAUGCAGCUGUCAAAUUUGGUACAAUGAUGAGCUUAUGCCUACAUUACAGACCCAAAUUUUGAUAGUAAUCACAAGAGUCUCCAAUCCCCC
Fomitiporia mediterranea MF3/22 is the source of this 1277-nucleotide messenger RNA. RefSeq names its product F-actin capping protein, beta subunit. Gene Ontology annotation, molecular function: actin filament binding. Lineage: Eukaryota; Fungi; Basidiomycota; Agaricomycetes; Hymenochaetales; Hymenochaetaceae. The record is from RefSeq and is a predicted model, not a curated record. Gene Ontology annotation, cellular component: F-actin capping protein complex; cytoplasm. Bases 59 to 922 code for a protein of 287 amino acids. Gene Ontology annotation, biological process: cell morphogenesis; actin cytoskeleton organization; barbed-end actin filament capping. The transcript is spliced from 6 exons.